Molecule: messenger RNA, 1629 nt
Organism: Purpureocillium lilacinum
Lineage: Eukaryota; Fungi; Ascomycota; Sordariomycetes; Hypocreales; Ophiocordycipitaceae
Molecular function (GO): oxidoreductase activity, acting on paired donors, with incorporation or reduction of molecular oxygen; heme binding; iron ion binding
Source: RefSeq, a predicted model, not a curated record
AUGAGCUCCUUUCUCCAAGUCAAGCUACCCGGCGACAGCGCCGCCGGGGGGCUGCUCCAGGACAACAGCACAGCACCCAAGGGCUUCAGCAGCCAGUUGCUGGAGCUGGCAAAGGGCAUUUCAGGGGAGAUUGACAGUGGAGUCGUCAUCAGGACGGCGCUCCUGAGUCUCUUCAUCUGGAAAAUCUGGGACUAUGUGUACAACAUUUACUUUCACCCUUGCGCGCAUCUGCCGGGUCCGCUGCUCUUUCGCAUGACCAUCCUGCCAAAUUUGUACUAUUCUUGGAAAGGAACGAAGCAUCUAAAGGUCGACGAAUUGCACAAGAAAUAUGGCGAUGCGGUGCGAAUUGAGCCAAACUUUGUGUCGAUCAUGAGCCCGAGCAGUGUCCAGGCAAUCUACGGGACGGGCUCACAAUGGGGCAAGGGCUACUACUACUCGCGAGGGCCUGUAGAGAAGCAGGUGCUAGUCAACCUCGCCAGCGCCGUCGACAAGAAAAUCCAUGCUCGCAAGCGCCGAAUCAUCUCGCACGCAUUCAGCGAAGCGGCCAUUCGAUCGUACGAAGCCACCGUGCUGGACAAGAUUCGCCUCUUCUGCAAGCAAAUCGCAGACCCAAACACCUUUCACGGAGACUACAAGAAUAUGUCACGGUGGUUCUCGUACCUCACCUACGACAUCAUGGGCAAUCUGACAUUCGGUCACGAGUACAACAUGCUCACAAAAGACAAUGAUCAUUUUAUCCAGCCGCUCAUUGACACCUUUCAGCACAUUCAGAUCAUCCUGGGAUGUGUGCCUUGGGUGGAGCGUUUCGGCCUUGGACCGCUCAUGUUCAUCAGCAUGGCUUCUGCGGUCAAAAAGUUCCGAGACUACGUCGCCAACCAAGUCACGCACCGCAUUGACCUAGAAAAGGCUGGCAAAGGCCCGGAUGACAUUUUCAAGCUCUUGCUCAAUGCCGAGGAUAAGAAAACGGGCGAGAAAAUGGAGUUCAAGGAACUGUCAGAUGAAGCUGUGGUGCUUAUCAUCGCUGCUAGCGAUACAACCGGAACAGCACUGACAGGCAUGUCAUUCUAUCUCGCGCGGUACCCAGAGUGCUACAGCAAGCUCAAAGAAGAGAUUCGGUCCACAUUCUCGAGCCUCGAAGAGAUCGUGAGCGGGCCGAAGCUCCUUGGCUGCAAGUAUCUCCGCGCCUGUGUCGAGGAAGCACUGCGAAUGUCCCCCGGUGUGCCAAGCUACCUCGUCCGCGAAUCGCCCAAAGACGGCGUCAUCGAUGGCCACGCCAUCCCAGCUUACGCAAACAUCGGCGUGCCGGGAUGGGCGAUGCACCGCAGAGAGGACGUCUUCCCUGAGCCCCAGAUCUACAAGCCGGAGCGGUGGCUCACCGAGUCAAAGGACGAGAUCGAGAAGCUGAGGUCUGCGCACUUGCCGUUCAGCUAUGGCCCGCGAGCCUGCAUCGGCAAGAAUCUGGCGAUGAGCACCAUCUACCUGACGAUGGCAAGAAUCGCCUUUCUGUUCGAGAUUGAGUCCCGGGAGGAGCUGCCGCUUGAGUUCCAUGUCAAGGACCACUUUGCGGCGGGGGACAAGAAUGGGCCGUUUCUCAAGUUCAUCCCGCGGGACCCUCGGUACCUUGCGUAA